ACAAUCAUUGAUGACAGAAAAAGUGAAGAACAAAAGAAACACAAUAUAUCUUCCCGAGGAUUUGCUUGUGGAGAUACUCUCUAGGUUUCCGGAGGCUUCACUGGCACGGUUCCAAUCUACCUCAAAAGGGUGGAAUGCUCUUAUAAAAAGAGACCGGAGACUUGCUAAGAACUCUCUUUUUGUCAUGGUAAUUUAUGGUGAGGUCUAUUUAGUUAGGCUUAAUCUCCAUGGCAUUCACAACAACAACGUUGAAAAGGUAAUAAGUCAGUUCAGCAUCAAUGACCCUCUUUCAAGUUCUUCGUUGAAAGAAGUCCUUAUACGUCACGUCUUUCACUGCGAUGGUUUAUUGCUAUGUACCACCGCGGAGAAUACAUUGGUUGUUUGGAAUCCAUGUUCAGGGGAAACCAGUAGAAUCAUCAAAUCAUCGUUAGAUUUCAGAUAUAGUUCUAAUGCGUACGCUCUCGGUAAAUCCUCAUGCAACAACAAGUACAAAAUAUUGAGGGUGCAUCAUCAUGGAUAUGGUCACCGGCCUCUACGCCUUGUUGAGUACGAAAUCUAUGACUUCACAUCUAAUUCAUGGAGUGUUGUUGGUGAGACUAGAGAGUGGUUCAUUCCAAGGGACUUGAGACAGGGCACGUCUGUGGAUGGAAAUACUUACUGGCUUACUUCUACUUAUUCUCCAACGGGGAUGAGGAAUGCUGCAUUGCAAUGUUUUGAUUAUUCAACAGAGAGGUUUGGACGUGUUUCUCUUCCGGUUAAUCCUCUUUCUUGCAAUAUUUAUGGUUUAUCAGUGACUAGAGAAGAGAAAAAUCUUUGUAUCUUAACUUCUUCACGUGAUGAGGAGGUACGCGAUAUAGAUGUAUGGAUGGCAACUAAGAUUAAAGGUACCGGAGACAUGUCAUGGAGUAAACUCCUAACAGUGAAACGAAUCCAUUCACAGCAGUUUAUUGGGUUUCGUGCUGGAAUGAGUUUCUCUGUCGAUCGGGAGGCUAAAGUUUUACUGCAUCCCACUAAAUACAGUAACUCUAGUAACUGCUUACACAUUGUGGGAGAGAAUUAUAAACACAUAAAAGUGGACCUUCAUGAUGUAAGAUCUAACUGCUCAAUUCUUGUCAAGUAUUAUCCAACUUUGGUUCAAAUCCAACAAGGUUCUUUCGGGUCAGGCACAUGGAAAGCACCAAUCACCGAGUUUUCAUGAU
Raphanus sativus (radish) is the source of this 1199-nucleotide messenger RNA. Its product is annotated as putative F-box protein At4g10190. NCBI's taxonomy places the organism in Eukaryota, Viridiplantae, Streptophyta, Magnoliopsida, Brassicales, Brassicaceae. The transcript has a single exon. Bases 11 to 1198 code for a protein of 395 amino acids. The record is from RefSeq and is a predicted model, not a curated record. Gene Ontology annotation, molecular function: protein binding.